Melanaphis sacchari is the source of this 1589-nucleotide messenger RNA. It is a transcript of the gene PGAP3, whose product is annotated as post-GPI attachment to proteins factor 3. Lineage: Eukaryota; Metazoa; Arthropoda; Insecta; Hemiptera; Aphididae. Gene Ontology annotation, cellular component: endoplasmic reticulum membrane. Gene Ontology annotation, molecular function: hydrolase activity, acting on ester bonds. The transcript has 6 exons. The coding region runs from base 227 to 1174 and encodes 315 amino acids. Gene Ontology annotation, biological process: GPI anchor biosynthetic process. The record is from RefSeq and is a predicted model, not a curated record.
ACCCAGUACCUACUUAUUUUAUAUUUAUUUUACUAUUUAAGAUUUUUAGUCACCGAAUGCAAACAAUUCAGUCAAUUUUUAGUCUUAUUAAUUUUACCAGACAUCCUAGAACUAAGUAUACGCAUUUUUAUUUUUAUUUAAUUAUUGGUUUUUUGUAUCAAACACUCUUUAGUCAUGAAACAUAACCAGUAAUGCUCGACAACCAACGUUGUUAUAACAUUUAAAAAUGGCACAAUAUUUGUUUGUGUUAACCAUUUUGGCGUUGACCUAUGCAUUUGGACAUUGCUCUCUGGGAGAUAGCUUCCCGUCUUACAGAAGUUGUGUUGUAGAAUGUUCACAGAAACGAUGCGACAAAGAUGGUGUAAGAUACAAGAGAAGCUGUUGUCUUAUAGUUUUAGAAGUUUUUAAAUGGAAAUGUUCUGAAAACUGCAAAUAUGAUUGCAUGUGGCCAAUGGUUGAAGGUUUGGUAGAACGCGAUUGGCCAGUUCCACAAUUUCAUGGAAAGUGGCCAUUUAAAAGACUACUUGGUCUACAAGAACCCGCAUCAGUUGCAUUUUCUUUAUUAAAUUUAUUUACAAAUUUGAUAAUGUUCAAUCGUUUCAAAGAACAAAUUCGUUUCACUUUACCAUCAUGUAAUAUAUGGUCUCUGUACACAUUGGUAUCAGCAAAUUGUUGGUUUUGGUCAGCUGUAUUCCAUGGCCGAGACACUAUGUUUACUGAAUUGAUGGACUACAUUAGUGCUUAUGCUAUGGUUUUGUUUGCAUUUUACACUAUUGGUCAUCGAAUUCUAUUAUACAGUAAUCAGAUUGUGAAGAAUACGUUUAUGGUUAUAUGUUCUCUUGCAUUUAUCUAUCAUUCAUUAUAUCUACUUACUACAGAAUAUGAUUAUAAGUACAAUAUGACUACAAAUCUUCUAGUUGGCGCUGUAACAGGCACAGCCAUGCUAAUAUGGGCAGUGUUGAAUCGUCGCAGAAUGGGCCAUGGUAAAUAUUUGAUAUUUUAUGUACUUGGCAUGACUUUGGCUUCAUUAUUAGAGCUAGCAGAUUUUCCACCACUUCUGUGGACAUUUGAUGCACAUUCACUCUGGCAUUUAGCUACAGCUCCAAAUGCAUAUUUCAUGUACAAGUUUGCUAUUGAAGACUGUAAACAUCAGCGUCGAAUGUUACUGAAAUGACAGUUUCUUGCACUGGGGAUACCUCAGAUACAAGACGAAUAAGACUUCAGUGAUAAAUUUAGUUUUCCUGGCCUACUGACCUUUAUUUGUCAUAUUUAGGUUUAAAUAAUUUUUUUUUUUUUACUUCCUGAGAUCACCAUGAUAUUUAUAUGAGUUAUAGUCUAAUUACAAGUAUAUGACUAUUUCCUCAUUGAAGUAAUUUGUGUUAUUUUUGAACACAAACUUUACUACAAUAUGUCAACCCAUCAAACUGAUAUGUAGGUAUAAGUUAAUAAAAUUAUAAUAUAUUAGAUAUUGUAUACAAAUAUGACAUAAGACUAUUUAACUAUUGAUCAAAUAUUUUACUCUUAUGUUUAUUGAGUCACUAGAAUACUAUAACUUAGUAAGAAAUAACUACUAUCCAUAUCUAAUACUA